AUGCCGUCUCGUUUGCUCUCCUCUUCCAGAGAAGGAAUGGCGUUGAGCGCUAACCUGUGUCGUGUGACUCUGGGGGUCGAGGGCAUGACCUGCGGCUCCUGUGUCCAUUCCAUUGAGGGCCGGAUUGGGGGUCUACAAGGUGUCAUUCAUAUACAGUGGUUGAAGGUUUGCUCUGGUGGGUCAGAAAGCUUGUACAUGCCGUCUCGUUUGCUCUCCUCUUCCAGAGAAGGAAUGGCGUUGAGCGCUAACCUGUGUCGUGUGACUAUGGGGGUCGAGGGCAUGACCUGCGGCUCCUGUGUCCAUUCCAUUGAGGGCCGGAUUGGGGGUCUACAAGGUGUCAUUCAUAUACAGGAGGCCGCUGUACUGUACCUGCCUUGCAUCGUCACGGUGGAUGAGAUUGUGAACCAAAUCGAGGUGGCUGGUUUCAAAGCCAUUGUUAAAGCAAAACCUCGUCAGUUAAAGCUUUCAGCUAGUGAAGUCGAGCGCCUGCUCAGCGCUCACAAACAGGAGGAGAAGGCUUCAGAGCCGUGCACAGACUCCAGCAUCACGACAGUGUUUCAGCUGACGGGAAUGCACUGCAAGUCUUGCGUGGUCAAUAUUCAGGACAAUAUAUCCAAGCUGCCUGGAGUGAGUUCGGUCGUUGUGUCCUUGGAGAACAGACAAGCUACGAUUCAGCACAACCCAAAACAAGCCUCAGCGGUGGAGCUACAGAAAUCCAUCGAAGCCCUUCCUCCAGGGGAUUUUAAAGCUAUCCUCCCAGCUUCCCCAGAGCCAGGCUUCCUCCAGCCGCUGGUAUCAGUCGCGGAGAUCCACAUCGAGGGCAUGACCUGUGGCUCCUGUGUUCAGUCCAUCGAGGGCAUGAUCUCCCAGAAGAAAGGCGUGAGAUCGGCCCAAGUGUCACUGGCCAAUCAUCAGGGAACCUUUGAGUAUGACCCUUUAGUGACGACCCCUGAGGAGCUGAGGGCCGCCGUAGAGGACAUGGGCUUUGAUGCUUUUCUCCCUGAGACAAAUUCAUUGGUGCCUUCAGUGGUCAAAAGCCCAUCGCCUCCAGCACCGUCUGUCCUGAGCUCGUCGUUAUCUCCGGUCUGGUCAGCCGUGAAAGAGGAUGAAGCAGAGAGUGACGCUGAGCCUGCAACAAACACGAUUUCCAAAUGUUUUAUCCAGAUUGGUGGAAUGACCUGUGCCUCCUGCGUGGCCAACAUUGAGAGGAACCUCAAGAACGAGCAUGGUGUACACUCAGUUUUGGUUGCACUGAUGGCCAGUAAAGCCGAGGUUCGAUUCAGCCCGUCGAUCAUCGAUCCUCAGAGAAUAGCGGAGUUUAUCCGAGAGCUCGGCUUCACGGCUUCAGUGAUGGAGAAUUAUGACGGCUCUGAUGGGAUUCUGGAGCUUGUGGUCAGAGGGAUGACAUGUGCCUCCUGUGUUCACAAAAUUGAGUCUAACCUGAUGAAGCAGAAGGGCAUCCUCUAUGCUUCAGUUGCCCUGGCAACUAAUAAAGCCCACAUCAGACAUGACCCAGAAGUGACCGGCCCGAGAGAUAACUUGGGAUUUACAGCCUCUCUGGUGAAGAAAGAUCGUCCUGGCAGUCACUUGGAUCACAGCCGUGAGAUCCAACAAUGGAAGAGAUCGUUCCUCAUCAGCUUGUUUUUCUGCGUGCCUGUUAUGGGCAUGAUGAUCUACAUGAUAAUCGUGGAUCACCAGAUCGACAUGUCCCACCACCACAACACCACGGCCGAGGACAGAGAGAAGUACCAUUCCACCAUGUUCCUGGAGAAACAGCUUCUGCCGGGCCUCUCCAUCAUGAACCUGAUCUCGUUUCUCUUCUGUGUCCCUGUGCAGGUCGGUUACCUGCCAUUUAUCGGUGGGCGGUAUUUCUACGGUCAAGCCUAUAAAGCUGUCAAGCACAGGACGGCCAAUAUGGAUGUGCUGAUUGUUCUGGCAACAACAAUUGCAUUCACAUACUCAGUGGUGAUUCUCCUGGUUGCCAUGGUGGAGGGAGCGAAAGUGAACCCCAUCACCUUUUUUGAUACUCCACCCAUGCUGUUUGUCUUCAUCUCGCUGGGCAGGUGGCUGGAGCAGAUAGCAAAGAGUAAGACCUCGGAGGCUCUGUCCAAGCUGAUGUCUUUACAGGCGACAGAGGCCACGGUUGUUACACUGAAUGAUGACAUGUCUGUGUUAAGCGAGGAGCAGGUGGAUGUGGAGCUGGUUCAGAGAGGAGAUGUUGUGAAGGUUGUGCCCGGAGGGAAAUUUCCAGUCGAUGGCAGAGUGAUUGAAGGACACUCGAUGGCAGACGAGUCUCUCAUUACAGGUGAAGCCAUGCCCGUCACUAAGAAGCCGGGGAGCACCGUGAUCGCAGGCUCCAUCAAUCAGAACGGCUCUCUGCUGAUCAAAGCCACUCACGUGGGCACAGACACCACCCUCUCUCAGAUCGUCAAACUGGUGGAGGAGGCGCAGACUUCAAAGGCUCCCAUCCAGCAGUUUGCGGAUAAGAUCAGCGGCUACUUCGUCCCGUUCAUCGUUGGGGUUUCCUUCCUGACUCUCGUAGCCUGGAUUCUGAUUGGAUUUGUGAACUUUCCGCUUGUGGAGAAGUAUUUCCCUGGUUAUGAUAAGAGCAUCUCUGAGGCAGAGGCGGUCAUCCGCUUCGCCUUCCAGGCCUCCAUCACGGUCCUCUGCAUCGCCUGCCCCUGCUCUCUGGGUCUGGCCACCCCGACUGCGGUUAUGGUGGGGACCGGUGUGGGAGCCCAGAACGGGAUCCUCAUCAAGGGAGGAGAGCCCUUAGAGAUGGCACACAAGAUUCAGUGUGUGGUGUUUGAUAAAACCGGCACCAUCACGUAUGGCGCUCCCAAAGUGGUCCAGGUGAAGAUGCUGGCGGAGGGGAACCGGAUACCACGCUCUAAGCUGCUGGCGAUCAUCGGCACUGCUGAAAAUAACAGUGAACAUCCACUGGGUGCUGCCAUCACCAAAUAUUGCAAACAGGAGCUGGGUACGGAGUCUCUCGGCACCUGUACAGAUUUCCAGGCCGUGCCGGGUUGUGGGAUCAGGUGUCUGGUCAGUAACACAGAAAACCUGCUGAAGAGAGACGACAGCGACAGCGAGGAGAACCAGCGCAAUGCCGUCUUGAUCCAGAUCAGCGACACCAGAGCGCUCAGCAGUGACCACCCGCUCAUCAUGGACCCGCAGCCGCUCGUCCAGACGGCCUCGUUCACCGUGCUGAUAGGGAACAGAGAGUGGAUGAGGAGGAGCGCGCUGCAGGUGCGAGCAGAUGUGGAUGAAGCCAUGACGGAGCACGAGAAGAGAGGACGCACUGCAGUGCUGGUGGCUGUGGACAAUGAGCUUUGUGCAAUGGUGGCCAUAGCAGACACGGUGAAGCCUGAGGCUGAGCUGGCCGUCCACACUCUCACAGCAAUGGGGCUGCAGGUCGUGCUGAUGACGGGAGACAACAGCAAAACAGCCCGAGCCAUCGCUGCCCAGGUGGGCAUCAGGAAGGUGUUUGCAGAAGUCUUGCCAUCUCACAAGGUGGCGAAAGUGGAGCAGCUCCAGCUAGCGGGAAAACGCGUCGCAAUGGUGGGCGAUGGAGUGAACGACUCGCCGGCGCUGGCCAUGGCAGAUGUGGGCAUCGCUAUAGGCACGGGCACGGAUGUAGCCAUCGAGGCAGCCGACGUGGUGCUCAUCAGGAAUGAUCUUCUUGAUGUUGUUGGGAGUAUCGACCUUUCUAAGAAGACAGUGAAAAGAAUCAGAAUCAACUUUGUGUUUGCGCUGAUCUACAAUCUUGUGGGGAUUCCCAUUGCUGCAGACAGGAAUGAUCUUCUUGAUGUUGUUGGGAGUAUCGACCUUUCUAAGAAGACAGUGAAAAGAAUCAGAAUCAACUUUGUGUUUGCGCUGAUCUACAAUCUUGUGGGGAUUCCCAUUGCUGCAGGUGUGUUUAUGCCGGUGGGUUUGGUGCUGCAGCCCUGGAUGGGCUCUGCUGCGAUGGCUGCCUCCUCUGUGUCUGUAGUGCUGUCUUCCCUCCUACUCAAAUGCUACACUAAACCCAGCGCUGAGAAACUGGAGAGACGACUGGGCGAGGUGAGAAGACACGGCAGCCUGUCUGAAGUCAGCGUUCACAUCGGCAUGGGAGAGCUGCGCCGGCCCUCGCCCAAACUCAGCCUGCUCGACCGCUUCGUCAACUACAGCCGGGCCUCCAUCAACUCGCUGCGCUCCGACAAGCACUCGAUGAACAGCAUGGCCCUCAGCGAGCCCGACAAGCACUCUCUGCUGGUGGGAGACGCUCACUGCGAGGAGGAGGUGGUCUGA
Sinocyclocheilus grahami is the source of this 4290-nucleotide messenger RNA. RefSeq names its product copper-transporting ATPase 1-like. Bases 1 to 4290 code for a protein of 1429 amino acids. Gene Ontology annotation, molecular function: ATPase-coupled monoatomic cation transmembrane transporter activity; ATP binding; copper ion binding. Gene Ontology annotation, cellular component: membrane. The record is from RefSeq and is a predicted model, not a curated record. The transcript is spliced from 24 exons. Lineage: Eukaryota; Metazoa; Chordata; Actinopteri; Cypriniformes; Cyprinidae. Gene Ontology annotation, biological process: monoatomic cation transport.